CGGAGUUUUGUGGUCGCCAGAGCGUUAGUUUCGUUGAUUUUUUACACCGUGCUAGAAGCGCAUCUUCGUCUCUUUUUUUUUUUCUUCUUAAUUUUUUCCCCUUGCUGUGUGUGCCUCCGUGUCGGUGCUGUGUGACACUUCUUAGCUGUGCGCGAAGACGGUGAAGAUCGCUGGGAGAUCACAUCCCCGGAUCAGUUGCCGUGUGGGUGUCUUACGUGGGGAUUGUGAUCUUGUGUUGUGAUGAUCAUAUGAUCGUGCGAUGUGAUCCUCGCGAUGUGAAAAAUCCGUAUUUCCCCACGAAAGAAAAAUUGGGUGAAAAAGGACGAAAAGGAAGGGAAAAGAACACCGUGUGGACGUCUCCUGUGGAGCACGUGUGCGGAGAUUGCACAAAAGUGAGUGUUGUAAAUUAAUUACGCAUACCUUAUGAAAAGCUCUGAAGAAAUGGGGGGAUUCUUGACGGAUUUCCGAUGGCAAAAGUCGUGCAAACACGUCAAGAAUGCCGGCGAUCGCUGAGAAAACUCCAAAAGAGUGCCGAUGGUGGUGUUCCACAAAUGGCAGAUGACCAUUUGAGAGUGAAAGUGUUUGGCAAUUGCGCGGGUUUAUGCGGAGUUUUCUCAGUGAAGAUCGCACCGUGUGUGUGAGAUGGAAGAUUAUAAUGGGUCCCGUGUCGACGGAACAAAAAAAAAGGUGUAAUGUGUAGACUUUCUUCCAUAGAGAUCUCAGCACAGUACGGUGAUCAUCGGCAUUUACCACCUCAUACAACGCCCAGCUGGCAAAAUUGCCCAUAAGUGUUGCCAUUAAAUUGAUUGAUUCGAUCCCGCGAUCACGCACGCCGAAGCGCGCGAGUUUUAAAACUCCACGGCAUCAGACAAGGAGCCCCACAAUUGUACACAUCACAGCGUAAACAAAACAAGAGAGACGCAAGUGUGAGAUAAUAGUGUGGAGAUAUUAAAAAAAAUGAAACUAACUCCUGUGACGUGAGAGUGCCAGACAAGAGUUACUUACGCGAUUAUAUACUUUUAAAAAAUCAAGAAAAAAAUCGUGAAGAACAUACAUAAAGUGAUUGAAUGCGAAAUGCGUUUUGUGCUAAUUUCAACCCUCUUCCUACUCCUCAUGCCCAUCACUGGCUCUGGAUGGGUGGAAGGGAGCAAUGUCCUUCUGGAUCCACAGCGUGAGUGCCGAAAGUCAAAGAGAGCACGUGGAAAGCUCACGGAUAUCUGCAAGAAUGGCACAUCACUGCUCAAAGAAAUCACAAAUGGGAUCUCAAUGAGUUUCGCCGAGUGCCAGUAUCAGUUUCGCAACAACAGGUGGAACUGCAACACCCAAAGGAGGAGCCUCAAACGUAUCCUUGCCCGAGAUACACGGGAGACGGCGUUCGUGAAUGCCAUCACAGCAGCAGGGAUUGCCUACACGGUGGCACGAGCAUGUGCCACGGGGAAUCUUGUUGAGUGCACGUGUCACGCUAAUAGUCAAUCCCAUCCACCGAGUAAGCUGAAGAAGUGGCGAAAGUACCUCAUGGCACCGGAUGAGUCGUGGGAAUGGGCGGGAUGUGGGGAUAACAUCAAUUUUGGGGUGAAUAAAUCCAAAAUCUUCCUUGAUGCGAGGUAUAGGCGGAAGAAAGACAUUAAAGCUCUAGUCAAGACGCACAACAACAUCGCAGGAUUACUUGCGAUAAAGAAGCAUAUGCAGCUAAAGUGCAGAUGCCACGGGAUGUCGGGUUCGUGCACAAUGCAAACCUGCUGGAUGGUUAUGCCACCCUUUCGGGAGGUGGCGGAUCGCCUUCGAGAGCGCUACGAUGGUGCUGCAAAGGUGAUCGCGCGCAAUGAUGGUACAAGCCUCAUGCCCGAAGGUAGAACCAUCAAACCCCCAACGAAGGAAGAUCUCGUCUAUGCGGAAGAAUCUCCUGAUUUUUGUCGUCCAAAUCACAGAACAGGCUCCCUUGGUACGCAGGGACGUGAAUGCAAUGCCACAAGCAUGGGGAUGGAUGGCUGCGAGCUGCUGUGCUGCAAUCGUGGCUACAGAGCUGACCUCGUGACACGCAAAGUACCGUGUCACUGUACAUUUGAAUGGUGCUGCGAGGUGAAGUGCAAGAUGUGCGAUGAGCGCAAGACACGCUUCACAUGCCUCUGAGACAUCAAUGGGAAAUUCCUCACGGUCUCGGUGAAUCAGUGUGAUGGCCACCAAUUUUUUUUCCUGCACACAAAUCCAUCAAUCCAUUUUGGACCCGACUGACCUCUUUUAAUUGCCCCACAGUGCUCAUUUCUUUAGCCCUCACGCGGGAAAAUGACUCCACAAAAUUCCACGAAUUAGUGCCUCAAUCGUGUGCAGAAAAAAAUGCUAUAUACGAAUGUUUUCCGCUUUCACGAGCAGCUCAAAUGCAAGCGAGAGACCUUCUGUGUGAAACUUGGAAUGGAUCUUGGACCGAGGAAGCGUUGUAGAUGAAGAACAAGGAUUGAUAAAUCUUUGUGCAAUGGAAGACUGAUGAAAAGAUGACAAAAAUAAUCUCUUUAAAUUUUUUUAUUAUUAUUUUAAUUACUGUGUUAAGUAUACUACCUAUUUAAUGGAUCUUAAUUACUGUGUCUAAAAGAAAACUGACAAGUCAGUGAUUUUUCAAUUUUUCCAGGAUGACAAAAAAAAAGUCAAGCUGAUCUUUUAAAUGUGACCUUACCAGGAUGUCUGUGAGUAAAUAUUUAUUGAAUUAAAUAAUUUUUCUUUUUUCAUAAAGAAAAAUUCUUAAUUGUCUCGGAAUGUCUUUAAAAAAUUUAUUUUGGAACUAAUUUCUUUUUAAUCUUUGAUUAAAAAAUUUAAAAAAGAAAUUUUUUUUAAUUAAAAAAAAAAGAUA
Molecule: messenger RNA, 2842 nt
Organism: Lutzomyia longipalpis
Lineage: Eukaryota; Metazoa; Arthropoda; Insecta; Diptera; Psychodidae
Product: protein Wnt-6-like
Exons: 4
Coding region: 1075-2130 (351 amino acids)
Biological process (GO): multicellular organism development; canonical Wnt signaling pathway; neuron differentiation
Cellular component (GO): extracellular region
Molecular function (GO): frizzled binding; cytokine activity
Source: RefSeq, a predicted model, not a curated record